AGCAGCUGUUGGCGUUGCCCUUUCUCGGACCGGGUUCUGAUAUAGAGAGGAGGGUCCCCCUGCCUUUCCGACCGUGUCGUUUUAUUUUCUUUUCCUCUGGCCCCGUUGCUGCCCCUUUAGACAUCCCCUCACCUCUGCCUGUUACGGAACCCCGUUCAUCAGGCCGCCAACAUGGACUACGAAGCGCUGAAGGAUCAAUGGAGCGACGUUGAGGAGCGCGAUGGCAUCAGACUGAGCUGGAACACAUUCCCCAGCUCUCGCAUGGAAGCAUCCCGACUCGUCGUCCCCAUCGGUGCUGUUUACACCCCCCUCAAGGAGAAGCCGGACUCUCCUUUGCUACAAUAUGAGCCGGUCACCUGCAAGCCGCCUUGUCGGGCUGUGCUGAACCCCUACGCCAAUGUCGACGUCCGGGCACGGAUUUGGAUCUGUCCCUUCUGUCUCCAGCGCAACCCCCUGCCCCCUCACUACAAGGACAUCACGGAGAGCACGAUACCUCCGGAACUUCACCCGAUGAGCACCACAAUCGAGUACCAAUUGGCCCGCCCCGCUCCCGCCCCCCCUAUCUUUGUAUACGUCGUCGAUACCUGCCAGGACGAGGACAGUUUGAAGGCCUUGAAGGACUCUUUGAUUAUGAGUCUGUCGCUGCUGCCGGCAAAUGCAUUGGUCGGCCUGAUCACAUAUGGUACAAUGGCACAAGUGCAUGAGCUUGGCUAUACCGAGUGCGCCAAGUCGUAUGUGUUCAGGGGAAGCAAGGAAUACGCUGCAAAGCAGGUACAGGAGAUGCUUGGUCUCGCGUCCGCACUGCCCCGGUUCCUCCUGCCCGUUCAACAGGCCGAAUUCCAGAUCACGAACGUGCUCGAGCAGCUUCAGCGCGACCCGUGGCCCGUUGCGAACGACAAGCGUCCUCUCAGAUGUACGGGCGUCGCCCUUAGUGUUGCGGUUGGCUUGCUUGAGACAUCCUUCCAGAAUGCCGGUGGGCGCAUUAUGAUGUUCACCAGUGGUCCGGCCACCGAGGGUCCUGGUCUUGUCGUUGGCCCUGAACUGAAGGAACCGAUCCGUUCUCACCACGACAUUGAUCGAGACAACAUUAAGUAUUACAAGAAGGCUGUCAAGUUCUACGACACCAUGGCUAAGCGCGCUGCCAACAAUGGGCACAUUGUGGAUGUCUUUGCUUGCUGUCUUGACCAGGUCGGUCUCCUGGAGAUGAAGAACCUUGCCAAUUACACCGGUGGUCAAAUGCUUCUCACGGACAGCUUCACAUCCUCUCAGUUUAAGCAGUCUUUCGUGCGGAUCUUCGACAAGGAUGUCAACGAAAACCUUCUCAUGGGUUUCAAUGCAUCCCUCGAAGUGCUGACCACCAAGGAGCUGAAGGUCACCGGACUUAUCGGUCAUGCAGUCUCUCUGAACAAGAAGUCGACAUCCGUGGGCGAGACAGAAUGCGGCAUCGGCAAUACUUGUGCCUGGAAGAUGUGCGGUAUUGAUCCGGCUUCAAGCUACGGUAUCUACUUCGAAAUCGCAAACCAGGGUGGGCCUACCGCUGUGCAGCCAGGCCCCCAAAGAGGAAUGAUGCAAUUCCUCACAUACUACCAGCACUCGUCCGGGCACUACCACCUCAGAGUCACGACGGUUGCACGGAACCUCAGCGGCCCGGCUGGCGAUCCGACGCUGUCACAGUCAUUCGACCAGGAGGCGGCUGCCGUCUUGAUGGCACGUAUCGCUGUCUUCAAGGCCGAGGUCGACGACGGACCUGAUGUGCUCAGAUGGGUUGAUCGGAUGCUCAUCAGGCUUUGCUCCCGCUUUGCAGACUACCGGAAAGACGAUCCCACCUCAUUCCGGUUGGAGAAGAACUUCACUCUUUACCCGCAGUUCAUGUUCCAUCUGCGCCGAAGCCAGUUCUUGCAGGUGUUCAACAACUCCCCUGACGAAACCGCUUUCUAUAGGCACGUUCUGAACCACGAGGAUGUUGGCGAUUCGCUUGUCAUGAUUCAGCCCACUCUGGAUUCCUACUCUCUGGAACACGAGGGAAGCCAGCCUGUGCUUUUGGACUCGGCCUCCAUCCAACCCUCUCACAUUCUGCUCCUGGAUACUUUCUUCCACAUUCUCAUCUUCCACGGCGAGACUAUCGCCGAAUGGAGAAAGGCUGGGUACCAGGAUCAAGAGGGCUAUGAAAACCUGAAGGUGCUCCUCGAGCAACCGAAGGAGGAUGCAAGGGAGCUGAUCGCGGACCGUUUCCCCCUUCCCCGUUUCAUUGUUUGCGAUGCCGGUGGCUCUCAAGCACGUUUCCUUCUGUCGAAGCUGAACCCCUCUACUACGCACACGACAGGUGGAUAUGGCGGCGGCGUGACGUCGCAAACCAUCUUCACCGACGAUGUCUCGCUGCAGACAUUCAUGGACCACCUCAUGAAGCUUGCCGUUUCCGGAACUAGCUAGAUUUGACGAGGUAAUGGCCAUGACGAGAGCAAGGGGCGGUUUACGUCGGUCCUCGGGUCGUUUGUAUCUUUAGCGGUUUUUUUUAAUUUUUGCUUGUUACCCUGGAAUAUAGCUGCGUCCUAGAUUCGACGAUUGAAUAAAGGCAAGAUUCCGUAAU
This is a messenger RNA of Aspergillus heteromorphus CBS 117.55, 2587 nucleotides long. It is a transcript of the gene sec23, whose product is annotated as GTPase-activating protein SEC23. Gene Ontology annotation, cellular component: COPII vesicle coat; endoplasmic reticulum exit site. NCBI's taxonomy places the organism in Eukaryota, Fungi, Ascomycota, Eurotiomycetes, Eurotiales, Aspergillaceae. Gene Ontology annotation, molecular function: GTPase activator activity; zinc ion binding. The record is from RefSeq and is a predicted model, not a curated record. The transcript is spliced from 8 exons. Bases 172 to 2430 code for a protein of 752 amino acids. Gene Ontology annotation, biological process: COPII-coated vesicle cargo loading; endoplasmic reticulum to Golgi vesicle-mediated transport; intracellular protein transport.